This is a messenger RNA of Cuscuta epithymum, 344 nucleotides long. NCBI's taxonomy places the organism in Eukaryota, Viridiplantae, Streptophyta, Magnoliopsida, Solanales, Convolvulaceae. The record is from the annotation of a GenBank genome assembly.
AGAGCAACACAAAAGUUGAUGCUGGAAUUAUAGAUAUAUGGGCAAUGUUGCUUAAUCAUAAUGAAAAGUUCAAAAGCCCUGAAGCUAAAAGCAGAAUGAUUUUCUCAACAAGACCAUGUCAUGUGCUAGAUCAAAAUCAUCUCACCGCUCCACAAACAAGAAACAAAAGGUUUGCGGCAGAAAUUGGCAAGGAAUUUCCCUGUGCAGAUGGAAAUAAGUUGAGGUCAACAGACCUAUUCAUAUUCCCAGAUGAAUACAAUGGGUGCUACUAUAUGAUGUGCUUUGACUUGAAGAGCAUGAAGUUCUACAUCAUUGAUAGUAGCGACGGAGAUAUAGCUCCUGCA